Messenger RNA from Penicillium canariense, 1074 nucleotides. RefSeq names its product HMG-box domain-containing protein. Gene Ontology annotation, molecular function: DNA-binding transcription factor activity, RNA polymerase II-specific; RNA polymerase II cis-regulatory region sequence-specific DNA binding. The record is from RefSeq and is a predicted model, not a curated record. The transcript has a single exon. Gene Ontology annotation, biological process: anatomical structure morphogenesis; regulation of DNA-templated transcription; cell differentiation. Lineage: Eukaryota; Fungi; Ascomycota; Eurotiomycetes; Eurotiales; Aspergillaceae. Bases 1 to 1074 code for a protein of 357 amino acids.
AUGGAAAUUCCGGUCAAGGACAUCGAUGCCUACGUGAAUCGAUCAGUCGAGAAGCGACAAGAGGAGGCGAAAGAGAAAAACGACAUCCCCCGGCCGAUGAACUCUUUCAUGCUUUACCGAUCCGCCUAUAUCGCGCGCAUCAAGAGUCUCCUGGGCGGGAACUGCAACCAGAAUGUCUCCAAAGUGGCCGGGACAAGCUGGAAGAUGGAGACCAAGCAGGUCCGUGACCAGUUUGAGGACUGGGCCAACACCGAGCGCCGGAACCACGCCACGUCGCACCCACAUUACAAGUUCAAGCCACACAAGGGGCCGGCGACGACGACAAGGAGGAGCACUGAGCUCACUCCCCCACGGUCAUCUGCGACUCCGGGAUCGGUGGACCCGGGGAGCUCGACCGACUGGGGCGACUGCGACUACCCUCUGAAAUCUAUGACCCCCGGUAUGAUGCACGGCUACUCCCAAAGCUUCGAUACCGAGUACAUGAGCACCAGCCGAGGCUCGUCUCCCUUUGGCAGCCCUGAACCUAUGCUGGCAGCCAAUGGCUACAUGCCCCCCAAUUGGAACACAAGCUACCCGGCUUCUGGGCUCCCAACCAUUCAGCCUAGUGCCUUGCACGGAAUCGGAUCUCACGUGGAGGAAAUACACUUCCCUCGUGCUAGCCCGCUGCCGCAGGAAGCCCCAUACAGCUCUUCCAACGGGUUGGCUGGCCUCCCCGGUGGCUCGCACCAUGAACUGCUCCAGCCUCAAUUCACCCAGUCACUGUCUGGCCACAUGGACCCCCAGCUGCUCAGCUACUCCGGCGAUGCUAGUACCCUCCCCACCACCACCGGAUCUGCCCCAGUCCUCUCCGCCAACGGUUACACCAUCUGGAACGAGGAUCUCGGCGGCGGGUGUUACCUGCCUGCAGCACACUCUCGGGCCCCGAGCCCAGUCCCAUUCCCACAUACUGCUUGCUACGGCCCGACCAUGCAACGCAACUCCUCGUGGGACGCCAAGUACUCUGACCCCACCCUCAUGGACGGCUCGGCCGCGGGUGAAGUGGACUUGUGGUUUGAUCACCCGCAUCCAUACUGA